GUUGUUGAAGGAAACCCCUGCUACUUGUGCAGGCAGUUUCAGAGGUAUCUGGCUUUAUGUGACAGUUUUAUUUCAUUUGUCAGACUGUUAGUCCUUACAAACAACACUUGGAGGCUGAACCAGGGAUCAUGAUGUUAGAGGUGCCAGAAGGUUUUGAAGAUGUUGCUGUUGGAUUUUCAAGAGAGGAGUGGGACCUACUGGGUGACCAGGAGAAAGAGCUGCACAGGGAGGUGAUGGUACAGAACUAUGAGAACAUGAUUUCUGUAGGUUACAACAUCCCAGUGGACCAACUCUGGUUAAUUAUUAGGAAACAUGAGACAAUUCCACCUGGUGACAGUGACGGAGGAAUAACAGUUCAACAAAAGCAGCUUCCUGCUAACAGCGCUGACAAACCGGUGUGGUUAGAAGGUAUGUUGAGACUGGGACAAUCCAAAAGUCGAGGGAGGAGAGGUCGGAAAAGAACAAGAACCCCCGCGCAGAAUAACAUAGUCCGCAGGAAUGCAGAUUUCAGUGAAAUUCAGAGUCAGCUGCCAUCAUGUGGAACAUGCAAAAACUUCAGAUGUCACAAAACUUUGCCGGCUAAGGUUGUUAGUACAAGAUAUGACCAGGAGCACACCGAAAACCAGUACCAUAACUGUGUGGAAAGCACUGAUGGUUUUGUACAGAAAACUAAACUUGAAAUACAUCUGAAAACUCCUAGACAGGAAAAUCCAUGCAAAUGGGUUAAGUCCAGCAAAGCAUUACCCCUUCAUAGUGACUUUUUGAAUCAUAGGGGGAAAAAUCAAAAUAAUACGUUGGAAACAGAUGAACCUGUUUUCAGCAGCAAAAAGCUAAAUAAAUAUGUUGCACUUGUUAAUGAGAGAAAAUGUGAACCUCACAUACGUCCUACAUGUUUCACAAAGAAGGCAGACUUGCUAAACCAUCAGUAUGUCAAGAAGGAACACAAAAAAGUAUAUAAACAUGCUGUGUGUGGCAAAGGUUUUGUACAGAAGAGUAACAUGAAAAAACACCAAUAUACCCACACCAAACAAAAUCCACACAAAUGUGAUAUCUGUGGCAAGACUUUUGCAGAUAAAAGGUACUUAAUAGGGCAUCAGCUUGGCCACACUGGAGAAAAACCCUUUAAAUGUACAAUCUGUGACAAAAGAUUUAUAUAUCAGAAGUCUAUGGUAAGUCAUCAGAGCAUCCAUACGGGGAAGAAACCUUAUAAAUGCCCUACAUGUGGCAAGGAAUUUACAAAGAAGGGUAACAUGAGGCAACAUCAGCAUGUCCAUUCUGGGCACAAAUCGUACAAAUGCACCAUAUGUGACAAGAGUUUUGUAUGGAAGAGAACUAUGGUAAUGCAUGAGAGCAUCCACACUGGACAGCAACCCUAUAAGUGCGCUAUGUGCGAUAAGAGGUUUACACAGAAGAGUGCUAUGGUAAUGCAUCAAAACAUCCAUACUGGGGAGAAACCUUUUAAAUGUACCACAUGUGGCAAGGGUUUCACACAGAAAGGUAACAUGCAGCAACAUCAAUUUGUCCACAGUGAUCAGAAGCCCUAUAAAUGCUCCAAGUGUGACAAGAGUUUUAUAACUAAGAGCAAUAUGGAAAGACAUCAGAACAGUCACACUAUGCAGAAAACCUCUAAGUGUGCCACACGUGGCAAAGGUUUUAUACAGAAAAAAAAACAUAAUGCAAUGUCAUGAUAUUUGCACUGGGCAUAAGUCCUUCAAAUGCAGUGUGUGUGACAAGAGUUGCAUAAAUAAAGGUGAAGACUGCAUAUAAAUCUGAUAUGCUAUAUGUGACAAGAAUUUUAAACAUAAGACAAACCCGGCAGUAAACUUGGGUUGCCUAGACCAUAGUACUUUAUUUCUCUAUUCUACUCAAGCUGGCUUAUUGCACAUCAUCGGAUUAUCCACACUAGACACAAAGAUGGAAUGCAGAAAUGAAGAUUAGUAAAGUAGAAGUUAAAAAAAAUGAGUUAAAGUUAUGGAAUGCCUGCAAAGUGAAGGAUUUGGUAUAGAAGGUCUAACACAGGUUGCAUCACAGCAUGAUGUAGUGAGUCCACAAAUAAGGAAAAACCAGUAGAUCAGGAGACAUCUGAAGAAGAAAUAUGGACAUGGGAAAGAAAAAGAGAUUAAAUAUGGUGUAAUAUUUA
Messenger RNA from Protopterus annectens (West African lungfish), 2140 nucleotides. Its product is annotated as zinc finger imprinted 3-like. The coding region runs from base 129 to 1688 and encodes 519 amino acids. The transcript is spliced from 5 exons. Gene Ontology annotation, molecular function: DNA-binding transcription repressor activity, RNA polymerase II-specific. NCBI's taxonomy places the organism in Eukaryota, Metazoa, Chordata, Ceratodontiformes, Protopteridae. The record is from RefSeq and is a predicted model, not a curated record. Gene Ontology annotation, biological process: negative regulation of transcription by RNA polymerase II.